AUGCGCUGCCGUGCGCAAGAGCUGCUCCGUCGCACUCAGCCAUGCGACGUCUUGCGCUCAUCGCCGCGACGAUUCGUACAGAUCGCGGCCACUCCAUCGUCGACCAAUCCCACCGUCGCCUCUGCUGCCGCCGACAGCACUGCUCCUGAUGCCCAAUUCGAGGUCCUCGGCAGCCCUUUCUCUCUUCUUUCGGCAUCCAUCUCUGCAUCGCAGAACCUUUAUACCCGCAAAGGCUCCCUCGUUGGCUUCCACGGCGAUGCUGAGAGCACUGUUUCUUCUCUUUCCGUCCUCGAACCUUUCCGCCGUGCCGCCUUCGGAAUCCCUUUCCUCUACCAAAAAGUCACCUCGACCGCUCCCUAUACCGCUUUGAUCUCGUCCAAGUCUCCUCUUACCACUUUCUCUGUUAUCCACCUCGAUGGUCGCCUUGACUGGAUGAUCGCCCAGAGAAAUGCUCUUCUUGCCUGGACUGGUCACACUCUCUCCAUCAAGCCUCAGAUCAACACCUCGAUGAGCAUUGCGCACUGGGGCAGUUCUCGCGUUACUGGCCGUGGACUUCUCUGCUUGUCAGGCAAGGGUCAGGUCUAUCAGCUCGCCCUGAAGUCUGGCGAGGAGUACAUUGUCCACCCUAGCAAUGUCAUUGCUUAUAGCAUCAUGCAACACGCCCCUCAGCCUUACCGCUUCAAGUCAUCGAACCUGCGCCUGCAGAUUCCCAAUGCCUUCUCAUACCUACCCGAUACCAGGUUCUUCAAGGUCGUCCGUCAAUCAAAUGUCUGGCGGGUCGUGGCCAAUACUUUGUUCACCAUCCGUACCUGGGCUCGUCGCUCAAUAUGGGGAGAUAGAAUGUUCCUCCGAUUCCAGGGACCUGCCAACAUCCUUUUACAGUCAAGAGGUGCCAAGUUGACCGACGCCUUUACUGCUCGUGAUGUUAACGAGGCUGCCGAUACUCCUGCCGGCGUGCUGCAGGCCGGAAAGCCAGUCACUCCUGCCGUCACUGACGCUUCUCCUUCUACCCCUCCUGCCCCGACCAAGCUCAGCUACGCAACAGUGGAGAGCGAUGGCAAGGUCACUAUUUCCAAGUCAUGA
Messenger RNA from Aureobasidium pullulans EXF-150, 1083 nucleotides. RefSeq lists its product as uncharacterized. Gene Ontology annotation, cellular component: mitochondrial inner membrane. Lineage: Eukaryota; Fungi; Ascomycota; Dothideomycetes; Dothideales; Saccotheciaceae. The coding region runs from base 1 to 1083 and encodes 360 amino acids. The transcript is spliced from 3 exons. The record is from RefSeq and is a predicted model, not a curated record. Gene Ontology annotation, biological process: inner mitochondrial membrane organization.